Molecule: messenger RNA, 2675 nt
Organism: Anopheles funestus (African malaria mosquito)
Lineage: Eukaryota; Metazoa; Arthropoda; Insecta; Diptera; Culicidae
Product: arylsulfatase B-like
Exons: 5
Coding region: 535-2328 (597 amino acids)
Source: RefSeq, a predicted model, not a curated record
ACCGUUUUUAAGAACUACCGACUAUAUAGUACAUGCCGAUUGCAUCUGUUGAACUUGAGAAGUUUUAUAAACCGGUCACAAUUUGCAAGUGUUCUUGAGACUCUGGUUACAACGCCUGUCACCGCCACGUUAGCGAACCGCUUCAUCCACCCUUUCCACCCGGGAACAGGUGAACGAAACUGGCAUGUGUUGGCUUACUUUAAUAAAAGUCUGCUACACGCGACCCACCAGCUAUCAGUCUGUCGCGAACCUUUACACCGCUCACAGCGGCACUUCGUCUGCUGGGCACGGGGUGUCAUUAUUGGUGUGGUUAAGGUGUUAAAAGCAAACAAGUUGCGAUCUCAAAAACACAAUAGAAAGCAGUGCUAGUACACGAGUGCUCACGAUCGGGAAGUGUUUAUUUGUGCAUAACGUGAACAGUGAACAAGGGAGCAACAAACAGCCCAACAAAAGGGACUGGGAAGGGCAUUAUUGGACUGGCGAAGACUGGAACCAUCGCCAAACGUCAAUUAUCGAUAUUAUACAAUUCGAUUGAUGAAAUCGAUUGAUCCACUCGUCGUGGACGUGUACGGUCGACGUAUGAUGAAACGCUCAGUGACGUGCUCAGUGACCCUGUGGUUGUUGUGGUUAAGUGUGAACGCAGCUACUGCCCAGCUAGAGCUAGAGCGACCCAACAUUGUAAUCAUUGUUGCUGACGAUUUGGGAUGGAAUGAUGUCAGCUUCCACGGAUCCAAUCAGAUACCAACGCCCAAUAUAGACGCGUUAGCGUACGACGGUAUCAUACUGAACCGUCAUUAUGUUCCACCGCUCUGUACCCCUUCGCGGGCCUCGCUGAUGACGGGCAAACAUCCGAUGAACAUCGGCAUGCAGGACCAUGUCAUCCUCUCGGACGAACCGUGGGGUCUUGGGCUGGAUCAGAAGCUAAUGCCCGAGUAUUUCCGCGACGUUGGCUACCGGACGCAUCUGGUUGGCAAGUGGCAUCUUGGGUUUUUCCGACGUGCGUACACACCGACAUACCGUGGGUUUGAUUCCCACUUUGGCUAUCUUGGCCCGUACAUCGACUAUUGGGAUCACAGCUUGCAGAUGAAUGAGACAUCUGCCCGAGGGUUGGACAUGCGUCACAACACCGACAUCAACUACAGUGCAAACGGGACUUAUGCAACGGAUCUGUUCAACGACGAAGCGGUCCGUAUUAUCCACUCGCACGACCAAAGCCAACCCCUGUUCCUGGUGCUAACCCAUCUCGCUCCCCACACUGGCAACGAGGAUGAUCCGAUGCAGGCACCGGAAGAUGAAAUCGCUAAAUUCAGCUACAUCCAAGAUCCGAAGCGUCAAACAUUGGCAGCCAUGAUCGGGCGAAUUGAUACGGGGGUUGGACGGAUCUAUCGUACGCUGCAGGAGCGCAACAUGCUCACCAACACCAUCAUACUGUUCUAUGCUGAUAAUGGUGCACCGACGGUUGGAAUGCAUGCCAAUUCGGGUUCGAACUACCCAUUGCGUGGGCAAAAAUAUUCUCCCUGGGAAGGAGCAGUCCGUGGUGCUGCACUGAUAUGGAGUCCUUUGCUUCUAAGGAAAGGUGUCGUUUCCGAACAGUGGAUACACGUGAGCGAUUGGUUGCCAACACUUGGUUUUGCAGCAGGCAUUAAGUCCCUUCCCACAGGCACCACAAUCGAUGGACAAAACCAAUGGCUCACGUUGCAGUCUGCUAAUGCCACCGGGCGUUCGGUUGUGAUGCAUAAUGCCGAUCAAAAGUUUGGCUACAGUAGUUACAUGAAGCUCGGUUGGAAGUACAUCAAUGGGACAAGUUUUGCCGGAGCAUACGACACGUGGCUAGGCGAGGGUAUCGACAACAGCAAUAUCACUGGCGAGGAGUAUUACAAUCGCCUAAUGGAUAUCGCUAGUAUCGGAUCUUCUAUGAACCUUUCUCAAGAUAAGGUGCAAGAAAUUCGACAAGCAGCUACAAUUAGUUGUCCCGCCGAUGUUGAAGAAGUACUGUGCGAUCCACUCAGCAUUCCAUGCUUGUUCAAUAUCGUCGAUGAUCCUUGCGAGCGAAGAAAUCUAGCUGACCAGUACCCAGAUACCUUACUCGAUCUACAAUUGGAUGUCGAACGAUACAAACGAAAUGCUUUGCCACCGCGAAAUAAACCCGCCGACAGAAGAGCAGAUCCUGCCCUGCACAAUAACACCUGGACUUGGUGGCAAGAUACGGUGGACGAGGAUCAUUCGGAUCACUACAUCCUCUACGUAGCCGCGGCAGUUGAGAUACUGGUAAUUCUCAUCCUCAUAUGGUACGGUCAGAAGUAUUGCACGAAGUCGAGCAAAAAAUGAUGCCAGAGGUGGUAAAAAAAUGGUCAAAACAGAAGAUAAUUCUGAUCUACUUAUUUCAUUAGUCUUUAUUUCAAGCAGAUAAAAAUGCAAGAUUGAUAAAGCUAAAGAUAACAGGUAAAUUUGUCCGGUGAAAUGCGGCACUAGAUAACAUCGUCAAGAAAUUAUUUGUAGUUUGAUGAUUACAUUUGUCACUUCAAUUUUCAACUGUAUUACCGCAAACUGUGAUAACGAGAGUUGAAUGACAUCGUGUAGAUGCUUUAUGCAUCGGGGUUAAAUUAAGGAAAAAUAAAUUACAAGUGUUUGCAAACGGUUGUGAGCGAAAAUAAAAUUAUUUCCUUAGCAUUUAA